AUGGUCCUCGACUCGUCGUGGAACGAAACGACCCAGGCGUUUGGGCACAAGGUUCGUGGCUAUUCUGUCAUUGUUAAGUGCGCUCUGUUGAUAAAUUGUUAAUUAUACGUUCUGAGGAAAAACUAUCCAACAAAAAGUUGGUAUUUUUUUCUUUCUAAAAAAAUAAUUUUUUUGAGUUAAAGGGGCUAUUUUAUCACUUUGAAAUGUGCUCUAUUGACAAAUCUCAUCAUUAUUCCUUUGAGAAAGUACUGAAAUUCAAGAAAAAAAUUCAAUAAAAAAAUUAUUCCAAGACGUAUUUUUUUCAACGUUUCUCGUUUCAUUGAAUUUAACUUUGUUUCGCGGCUAUUUUUUGAGUUUCAAGUGUGCUCCAAUGAUAAUUAUGGCUGAAAGGCUUGUUAAAAUCUGGUAUACAGGCGAUUCGGUCGAAAAAUACUUCAAAUUUUUUUUUUGGUUAUUCCUAUAAUCGGUCGGAAGGAAAAAACAAACUUCAAGGCUGUUUUCUGAUUUCUAAAAGUGCUCUAUUGAUAAAAUACGCUUAUAUGGUUCUGAGAAGGUCUCCUCACCUAGCAUUUACUUGAAAACAGCUCUGUAUAAAUAUUUACCGAGUUUUUGGUUGAAAGGUUUUGUCAAAAUUGAGCUUGUUACACGGCGGUUUUUCAUUUUUCAAAGUUGCUCUGUUGAUAAUUUUGAGUAAAAUCCUCCCUAAAAGGUUAAUUUUUCAGAGAUUCCACUCAGAAACAGCUCAAAAGGGUAUUCACAGUGUUUUUUCUGGUUCCAGUUGUUUUCCUAAGAUUCCUUCCAUUUCGGAGGCCAUUUUUUGGUUGUAAAAUGCGCUCGGUUGAUAAUUGGAGGGAAAAAUUGUUAGGAUAUGUUUUAUUGAACCGAAAUUGGAACCUCAGUGUCAAGAUGAUGUAAGAAAAAACAAUUUUUGGUUGUUUCGUUGAAUUUUUCCACUGACCGGCUAUUUUGUGGUCUUAAAACGUGCUCGGUGGAUAAUUAUGGUGGGAAAUCUCAAAAUAAAGCUUCCUUGGAACUAUUUUUCUGGUUUUUGAUUGAUUUCUUGGGCUCGAUUUGGCUUGGAUUCAAUAAACCCUCAAAAUACCCAAUUAAAUUUGAACCACUUGUGAAAAAUCUAAUUAUUUUUCAUUCUUCAGAGAUCAUAGAACCAGACGGAAUUUCAUGGAAAUUCAAUUUUUCGGUAAAUUUGUAUUCCCUUUGUUUUAUUUUUCAGUUUGACGCACAAAAAAUGAAUACAAAUGCGUGUUUUCCCGGAAAAAUAACAUUGAAAGGAAGAAAAUACCGGAAAGGGCGCUCCAUUGACAAUUAAUCCUUGGAGAAGAUUCCAGGAGCCGAAAACCGAGAAAAGGUUGAGAAAUUAAUGAUUAUUACUGGAAAACAUUGAAAACAUCAUAAAUAUACGAUUCAUAGGUAAAUUUAGAAGGGAAUUCGGCUAACAGAGCUGGAAAAAAACGGAAACUUUGAAAAUUAUCAAUAGAGCUAACUUGAGGAAACAUAAAAAGCCGUUAAAUUUUUUUGGAAACCUUGGCUGGAUUUUUCAAUUUUUUUGACAUUUUUCCAGUUGAUUACAGUAAUCUUGGGCUAGAAAUAUCCAUGGAGCACAUGUGAACCAGAAAAAAAUUGAAAAAUUAUCAAUAGAGCUAACUUGAGGAAACAUAAAAAGCCGUUAAAUUUUUGGAAACCUUGGCUGGAUUUUUCAAUUUUUGACAUUUUCCAGUUGAUUACAGUAAUCUUGGGCUAGAAAUAUCCAUGGAGCACAUGUGAACCAGAAAAAAAUUGAAAAUUAUCAAUAGAGCUAACUUGAGGAAACAUAAAAAGCCGUUAAAUUUUUUUGGAAACCUUGGCUGGAUUUUUCAAUUUUUUUGACAUUUUCCAGUUGAUUACAGUAAUCUUGGGCUAGAAAUAUCCAUGGAGCACAUGUGAACCAGAAAAAAAUUGAAAAUUAUCAAUAGAGCUAACUUGAGGAAACAUAAAAAGCCGUUAAAUUUUUUUGGAAACCUUGGCUGGAUUUUUCAAUUUUUUUGACAUUUUCCAGUUGAUUACAGUAAUCUUGGGCUAGAAAUAUCCAUGGAGCACAUGUGAACCAGAAAAAUUGAAAAUUAUCAAUAGAGCUAACUUGAGGAAACAUAAAAGCCGUUAAAUUUUUGGAAACCUUGGCUGGAUUUUUUUUUUUUCAAUUUUUUUGACAUUUUCCAGUUGAUUACAGUAAUCUUGGGCUAGAAAUAUCCAUGGAGCACAUGUGAACCAGAAAAAUUGAAAAUUAUCAAUAGAGCGAACUUGAGGACACAUAAAAGCCGUUAAAUUUUUGAAAACCUUGAACUGGAUUUUUUUUUUUCAAUUUUUUCGACUUUUUCCAGUUUAUUACAGUAAUGUUAACCUAGAGUUAUCAAUACAGCACAUGUGAACCUGAAAAAAUUGAAAAUUAUCAAUAGAGCGAACUUGAUGAAACAUAAAAGCCGUUCAAUUUUUGGAAACUUUGGCCGGAUUUUAAAAAUGUUUUUUUGACGUAUGUUUCAGUAACAAACACUAAAUUUGGGGUAGAAUUGUCAAUGGAGCACACAUUAACCUCAAAAAACAGCCACCAUUAUUUCAACGAAAUUUUUGAAUUUUUUUCUUUUUUUUCAGGGUGUUACAUUGACCAUGAAGCUAGAAAAAAACUGAAAAUGGGAAAAAUUAUCAAUAAAGCGAACAUGAGGAAACAAAAAAGCCUUCUGAAAAUAAAAAAAAAGCUUGAGAGAUUUUAAAAUGUUUUUUGACCUUUUUUUCAAUAAUAAACACUAAAUUUGUAUUAGAAUUAUCAAUGGAGCACACAUUAACCUCACAAAAAAGCCUUCGAAGCCAAUUGUUUUUUUUUUCAUGGCGUCACGGCGGCUAGAAGUUCUAGAAAAGAAGAAAAAAGGGAAAAUUAUCAAUAGAGCGAACUUGAGGACACAUAAAAGCCGAUAAUUUUUGCAAAGCUUCAGCUGAGUUUUUUGAAUAUUUUUUGACCUGUUUCCGUAAUAAGCACUGAAAAUGAACUAGAUUUAUCAAUGGAGCACACAUUAACCUCACAAAAAAGCCUUUUUGACAAUUUUUUUUUCAUUCAGGGCGUCACAUUCGUCCAUUUGCUGGCCCUCGGCUCCGGUGCCUGUAAUUGCGUUUUGAAUGCCCUUAUUUGGAUGGCAUUUAUCAAAACGCCGAGAUUACUCCAGAAACAUCAUCUCUACCUUUUCUACUGUCUAGCCGUAACCAAUUUUUUUACAGGUACUUUGAGAAAUUAGUCGUGGUCGCACUUGGAAUGGCUCAAAGUUGUUUUAACUUGGAGUAGAGCCAUUCCAAAUGCGGCCAUGAGAUUUUGAAUUCAGUAUAAAUUUUUAGGGUUUUUCACUCUACCAACUUAUUUGAACCUGAUAAAUCACAACAAUCUGAACUGUCCCCGCUGGUCAAUUUUGAUAGGAUCUAGUGGGUUUUUUUUUCUUAUUUUUGUCAUGUGACUAUCGCUCAGAUCUCCCUUGAUCAUCUACAUUUUCAGGCUUCGAGUUCGCCUUCGACCGGAUCCGACACGUGAUAACUUUGGCUAUCGCGUUGGAGCGAAUUUACGCGCUUUUCUGCCCCGGCGAGUAUUUUUUCCUGGACCAUCAAUGGGUAUACCAUUGCUCAUGUUAGCUCAUAAUUUCUGAGAGUUGCAGAUCGCCAUCAAAGUUUGUACGAUCGCGGCCGUGUGGGCAGUCUUCGAUAUGGCUUUUCUGAUAGUUGAGGACAAUAUUUUCAUGGUUGGUUUGUUUCUCAUACUAGCUGAGACUAGGCCUUUUUCUAGCAGAGUUUUUGUAUCAAUAGGAUGACCAUUUUCUAAAAAAUGGGGUUACUGUAGGAUUAUUCUAUUAUCUUACUGUAGAGGUUGGCUUGUUGCUCAUUCUAGCCGAGAUUAGAAGGGCUCUGGGCAUUUUUCUAGCAGGGGUGUUGUAUCAAUAGGAUGACGAGUUUCCGAAAAAUUUGGGCUUACUGUAGGAUUAUUUUGUUAUCUUACUGUAGAGGUUGGUUUGUUGCUCAUUCUAGCUGAGAUUAAAAGGGCUCUAGGCAUUUUUCUAGUGGGAGUUUUGUGUCAAUAGGAUGAAGAAUUUCCAAAAAAAUUGGGGUUACUGUAGGAUUAUUUUGUUCUCUUACUGUAGAGGUUGGUUUGUUGCUCAUUCUAGCUGAGAUUAGAAAGGCUUUGGGCAUUUUUCUGGUAGGGGUGUUGUGUCAAUAGGAUGACGAAUUUUAAAAAAAUUUGGGGUUACUGUAGGAUUAUUCUGUUAUGAUUACGGUAGAGAGGGCUUGAGUUUUUUAAUGAGAUUUCUAAAAGUUCAUUCUCUAAGGUCUCAAGGAUUACUGUAUUCUCUGAGAAAAAGAUCAUUUUUCGAACCCAGCGCAUCCCUAAUUGCUGAGAAUUAUUUAUCAAUGGAGCGCGUUUUAAAAGGUUCGACCAGUGACGAAUUCAUUCAGAGCCGUUAGGACAUUAAUUAAUGAUUAAUUAUCGCUCGAGCAUAUUUGACGAGUAAUGAGGGAAAAUUAGGAGUAGGUAUCUUUAAAAGACAUUCAGGGACAUGAGAAAAGAUGUAAAAGAGAUAUUUUGGGAAUUUUUAUCGUUAGAGCGAAUUCGAGGGAAAAAUUGAGCUGCGAUGAGGAUAUUAUUGAUUCUCUACGAAAAGGAAUGAUGAGAGAGACAAAAAUAAUCGAAAAGCAUAUAAUUUUCAGUUUUUUGUCAAUAGAGCGCACUUGCGCCUUAAUAACGACUAAAAUUUGUUUUUUGGUCCCAUUUUCGGCGGUUAUAAAAACUACCGAUUUUUACUUGAAAUAUGUUUGAAAAAUUAAUCUUAUGAUUUUUGUCAAUAGAGCACAUUUGCGCUUAAUAAACGGCCAAAAUAAGUUUUUUGACUCAUUUUUGGUGGCUGUUUGUUCAAGGCUUCCUGAAGCAAACUUAGAAAUUCAUGAGAAGCUCAACGGGCCUUCAGGAAAAAGUACGAUUUUUGUCCGUGGAGCGUACAUGCGCUUGAAAAACGGCCAUAAUUAGUUGAACUUUUUUCUGGUUUAUUUUGGCGGCUUUUUCUUCAAGGCUUUCUUUAGUGAAUCUAGAAGUUGGAAAAUUUGAGAAAUAUUCAUUAUCACCUAAAAAAAUGUUGAAAAAAACGAGUAUUUUUUUACGAUUUUUUUGUCCGUAGAGCGCACAUGAAAAAAAGUUCAUUUUUUUGGCGGCGAUCAAAGCUCUCCGAAGCGAAUUCGGAUCUUCACAAGUAGCCUCUAAAGUGUCUAAUGAUAUUAAAUUAUUAAAAAAAUAAACUUUCAUCACAAAAAUCAUCGGUUUCUAGGUCCGAGUCCACUGCGUGACGACCUCCUCAUCUGGCCCAAUCUUCCAUGUUUAUUUUCUCAUCGCUACGAUUGCUUUUGGGGUUUUCCUGUCCCUCGCUUAUUCCGUCUUCAUCAGCAAGCUCUUCAUCCUCCGUGGAACCCAGCUGAUCAACCGGAAAAGCUUGUGUCGGGAGAAUUUUCAUCAGGUAUGGUUUUUGAAGUUUUUAUUCGUUUUUCCCGAGAAAAAUUGGAUUUUUCUGAAUUUUUUUUUGAGUUCAAAGGGUGCCUUGAUGCUUUUAAAACGUUCUAAGAAAUCUAGAUUAAAUUUUUGAUUUUAUAGCGCUCUGAGGAACGUCAAAGUGGUCCCUAUGGGGGUUUAGGGCCGAACUCCUGAGUCUCCAAAGCUCAAGUGGUUCUUAUAGGGGUUACUGGAAAAAAACAGCCUCUAUAGGGGGACAUAAAAAGUAUCGUGGUGAAAUUCAAGUGUUCCCUAUAGGAUUUAUUAAAGAAACAGCCCCUAUAGGGGCCAAAGGGCGUUGGUAAAAUUCAAGUGCUCCGUUUAGGGGGUUUAAGGCCGGACCCUUGAGUCUCGAAAGCUCAAGUGGUCCCUAUAGGGGUAAGGUAUAAAACAGACAAAAAAGAGCCCUCUACAGAAGCAAGGGUGGUCACUAUAGGGUUCACAAUCUGAUCCUUGAGCCCCUAAACUUCAAGUGGUCCCUAUAGGGUCUCUUAAUUUUUGUUCAGAUCUGAAAAUUCAGGAGAUAAACUUUAUGAAAUCAUCCUCUGUUGAUGUUUUUGAUCAAAUAAUGAUAAUAGGCUUUAAAAAUUAUUUGCCUUGUACCAUUUUAUGUGUUCAUCUUCAUAGUAACUUUUAAGACAGGUUUAGGAUAAAUUUUCAGAAAAGAAAAGUUGGAAUUUUGGGGAGUUAGAAGUUUCACCCAAAGUUUUUGAACUUCCAAAAGUCUCAACCAAUUUUUUCACAGUAAUCUGAGUAAAAAUUCAAAAUGUUUAGCUUGUUAGUGCUAAUUUAGGCUUUUCGUGCGAUUUUCAAGAAAAAAAUCCACUUGAAACACAAUUUUCGAGUGUCCAGCAACUUCUUGAGUAUCACUUGUAAUUUUUAAAUUUACAAACCUGGAACCAGAAUUUUUCCAGGUAAAUUCCUUAACAGUGGCUGUAAUUCUGAUGGUCGUGAUAUUCAAUGUUCUACCGAGUUCGCUCUACCUUUGCGAUAUGAUUUUGGGGAAGGUUGGUUUUUUUAAAGCUUCUGAGAGAACUGUAAAAGUUCUAAAGAAGGAAAAAUGACGACUAAUUGCAUUUUCUAAGCCCUCACAUUAUUUUAAAGCAUAUUUUGACUUUUUUCAACAGUUUUAGCAGCUCUAGGGGACAUUAGGAAAUCGAAAAAUCCCAAUAAAUUAUCAAAAUUGAUUCAGAAUGAAUAAAAAAUCAAAAAUAGCUUCAAAACUUCGAAAUUUUCCAGGUCCACUUCAUGAAAUGGGGCCCAAUAAUCACGAUUGGAUACCAUUUUUCUGGGAUCCUCUCCUACUUUUUCUACAGCUACAAGCACAGGGAGAUCCGAGCGGCUUUGAAGUUGGUUUUUAAAAAAUUUCCAUGCAUCAAAAUUUUUUUUAGUAAACUUUACCCGAUCCACAAAAUCACCAGCAAGAAGCAUUGGAGCCCCCAAAAACAGCAAAAAAUGGUGAGCUACUUUUUUUCAGUACAAAUCCUCAUUUUAUCGAUUUAAGUCCGCCCCAUCGCUAAUCACCCUGAAGGAUGGGGAUCCCGAUAAAACGGCCAGCGGCGAGAUUUUCUUGUAA
Messenger RNA from Caenorhabditis auriculariae, 7136 nucleotides. The record is from the annotation of a GenBank genome assembly. Lineage: Eukaryota; Metazoa; Nematoda; Chromadorea; Rhabditida; Rhabditidae.